AUGUCACGAUACGCGGACGAAGAUACAUCCGAGUCGCUCCCCGACAGCGAGCGCGGCCUUGGACCCACAUCAACGGAAAACACUUCCCCCUGGCUUCCGCCAUCGCCUUCCGCCGUGCGCAGCCCGCACGCGGAAGUCGUUCGGCGGAAGGCUACCUCGUCGAAGGACAUGGACGAGGAGUGGGGCGGCGAUGACCCCGCGCACGCGGACGAAUGCGCGGAAGCGGAGGCAGCAAUCAACGCCGACGGAUGGGCGGAAUCACCGCGCACGCUAACGAAUGCGCGGAAGGGAAAGGCGCAAUGUGCGGGCGGGUUUCUCCGCCUCUUGCGCGGAGGGGGAAGUUCAGCCCGCGAACCAGGCGCUUCCGCGAACGCCCCCUCUGCGUGUUCUUCCGCCGACCUUUUCCGCUUCCGCCGCCCGCGGGGCGAGAGGCGGUCGAUGUCGUGGGAGAAAGCUCCCGCCGAGAUCUGCGGAGGUGAUAAAAGCGCCAGAUCCGCACCGGCAGAGAGAGGAGCCGCGGAAGGCACGCGGGAAAAAGCAGGACGCGGCGGCCGAACUUCCCCGGAAAAAGCAGCAGGAUCCGGGGAAAUCCGCGGCUCACGCGCCAUCUGUGUACCAGAAUCGCCGUCGAAUGCGGAGAAGGGACCCUUCUCAACUGACGAGGUGUCAGCGGCCGCUGGUGGACACGUGGAUGAUGACGUGUCCAAGUUUGCGGGCUUUCACUUGUCCUUCGAGGCUGGUAUAGGGCUCGGCGCGGAAGCAUCCGUUUCUACCUCGCCGAAGCCAUUACCAGCCCCGAAUGACAAACCGGCGCCGGCCUCUGAUACAGCUUCUCUUGCUUCCGCCUUCCCCCUUUCUCCCGCUACCUCUUCCGCGGCUCGUCCUCAUUCCGCAUCCACCACGUCUUCCGCGGCGUUCCCUGCCUCUUCCGCCUCGCCGCAUUCGCCCGCGUCUGCCGGGCGGCGUAUGGCGCGUUCCGCCUCCGCCAAUGCGCGUUCCCCCGACAUGAGUGGGGUUUCCGGUCACAUCCUUCCGCCUCGGCGGAGUCUCACCGUGCAAAGAACUUCCGCCAAUGGGGAGGACAUUUCCCCUUGGUCCGCAGCUUCCCCGCAAUCCGGCGCUUCCGCAGCAACGAUAUCUCCCCGUAACGCCGCGCAUAGAGCCGAGGUGCAGGAGAGGCUGAAGCAGCUGCAGGUGUCGUUUGAUAGCUCCGCGGCCGGAGCUGACUCUGAUCAUGCGAGUCCUUUUGACGAGGGUGCUUAUAACGAGGGUGCUUAUAACGAGGCUGCUGAGAGUGCUUAUACCGAGGGUGCUGAUGGAGAACGGGGGCGGUUGAAUCCUGCUGGGCAAAUUGAAGCUGCUGCGGCACAUGCGGCCUCAAAGGGGAACACUCCUAUGCUCUCCCCGCCACCCUCCCCCCAAUCCCACUCCUCAUUCUCCGCCCAUGCGCCCCCCCACCCUCCCGCCUCCUCCAUCCCCAUCCACGCCCGCAUGCCUUCCCCUUCCGCCUCCCUUCAUGCACCCCCCGCUGCCCACCAACAACCCUCCGCCAACCCCGUCCCACGGCCAUCCUCCCCUCACGCCCCAACUUCCUCUCCAUCCUCCUCCCCUUCAAGCCAACACAAGCCAAUCCCCGCCAUAUUCUCCCGCCCUUCCCCUAUUACCACCCCCCCGCUUCACCCUCCUGCCCCUUUCGCCCUGCUCGCCUCCUCCCCCACUCACUCCCCCACCUGCGCCUCCCCCUUCCCCUCCGCCCCCUCCCCCACCUGUCCCCCCGUUUCCCCCUCCAAGCCUCCGCGCUCCCCCACCUCUUCCCCCGGGCUCUCCCCCUCCUCGUCCCGCCACUUUCACCGCGCCUCCUCUAUCCGCCUCCCCAUCCCCCUCCCCCCGUCCUCUUUCCAGGACCCCCUUCCUUCUCCAAAUCUCCCUCACUCAGUCGCUUCUUGCCCAGAUUGCACCCACCGCUACCCCUCCCAUGGCCUUAGCCAUAUCUCCCCUUCUUCCGUGUCCUACCACGAGUCACCCUCAAGUAUCAGUGGUAUGGGAAUGGGGACAGGCAUGGGGGGAGGUACGGGGGCAGGUAUGGGUAUGGGGACAGGUGCGGGCAGUGGUAUAGAGAUGGGUAUGGUUACAGGGGCCACCGCCAUCACUAACCGAAGAAAUGACCCUCAAGCAAGAGGGGUGCUGCACACUGCCUCUCCCUCUUUCUCACCCUUUCACCCUCUCAUUGCUUCUCCGGAAGAGAGCAAGGCGGGAACGGGUACAUACCAGACCCUACGGGCGUUUACACGGUCCCAGAGUGCGGAUUGCGUGGAGGGAUCAACAGCUUUGGAGGAGACAGGAGUGAGGGUGCAGGCAGGGAAUGGCCGGCGGUUCAUGCGGAGAAACUCGGUCGACGGAGGCUCCUUUAGGGGCCCCUUGGGGGCACGGAUGGGUUAUGCUGCGAUGGCAGCGCAUGGGAGGGGUGCUAGGAGCCCUAUCAAGUCGUGCUUGUCCCCGGCGAACGGGACUGGAGGAGCGAAGCUGAGGAAGCAGGUGUCAUUUAAUAAGGUCGUGCAGGUGCGGAGGUUCAUGUCUUGCGACGGCAGCCUUGAAUACUACUGA
This is a messenger RNA of Closterium sp. Naga37s-1, 2604 nucleotides long. The record is from the annotation of a GenBank genome assembly. Lineage: Eukaryota; Viridiplantae; Streptophyta; Zygnematophyceae; Desmidiales; Closteriaceae.